AUUUCUCGUGCGUUUUGAGGAAGAGUUUUAAAUUCAAGAAGAAAGUCACGUCGACUUUCCUAGGAAAUUAGCAUCUUGGCGCACGCGCAGCAUCCGCUUUUCAUUCUAAAAUCUGACGGAUCUGGGCGACUUACAUUCAGUCGACUCAUGGAAUUCGCCGGAAUGAUCUCGAUCGUAUUUUAACUUUGUUCCAAAUUCGUAUCACUUGGUAGGGAAAUAAAUUCAUAGUCUAGAUGCACCUGAAAUAUUAAAUUAAAAGACACGUGUGUAACGUUUGACGUUGCCGAUACCAAUGUCAAUAUGAAAAGUGAAAAGAGAAAGAAGAAAUUUAAGACACCAUUUAUUUUAAUAAGGAUUCGAAAGCAUCAAGUAGCCAAUACCUAACAAUGUUCAUAUAGUUAUGGAAUAUUGUCGAUGAUUAAUUUUAAAAACAACCGAAGCCAAAUAUUCGAAGUGAAUCUUAUUAAAUCAAGCUUCUUCUCUAAGUGAGAUUUUAUUUGGGAGACGAUAGGAACGUUUCUCAAACGUUUAUUCUCGCUCAAAAGAGUUUAUCGUCUCGGAUGGCGAAAAUAGAUCUCUUUCUCUCUCUCUUCCUUUCCGAUGCCCCGUUGAGAGAAAAAAGAGAACGAUUCCAGCUCCUGCGAAAGAUGAAGGAAAGAGAAAGUGAGAUUUAACGAGGGGAGCAAAGGGAUGUAUGAGCAACCCAUAUGAACGUGUAUAUCUGCACGUGUACGUGAGCUAACGAUGAAAGAAAAUCCAAAUUACGGGAUGUUCACAUUAGAUGUUUUGUGAGCUUUACGUUAACACCACUAUAAUGUGUAUAGAGAUUGGAAAAAGUAUGCUGGAAUAUUGGAUGGGAAGCAACAAAAGUGAUCUGAACAGGAGCAAUGUAACGAUCGAACAGGUCCUACAGGAUCCAGGAUCAGUGGUUCUUUUCAUUGGUUAUCCACCGUGGCUUUUGUACUUUGCCGCUGGCUGUUGUAUUCUCUUUAUGCUCAUUGGCAUUCCAGGGAAUCUUAUCACCGUGGCUGCUCUCUUUCGUACCAAGAAGUUGAAGAACGCCACUGCGAUAUUCAUAAUGAAUUUAUCAUUUUCGGAUCUGCUGUUUUGUUGUUUUAAUCUACCACUUGCCACCUCAACUUUCUGGCAUGGAUAUUGGUUGCAUGGAGCAUUGCUGUGUCGUUUAUUCCCAUUGCUGAGAUACGGCCUCGUAGCUGUCAGCCUCUUUACCGUUCUGUCGAUUGCGAUUAAUCGUUACGUCAUGAUCGGACAUCCCAGGCUCUAUCCAAAACUUUACAAAUCGAAAUACUUGAUACCAAUGGUUUUGGCAACAUGGAUCCUCGGUUUCAGUUCUUUGAUCGUCACGUGGUUCGGUCAUUGGGGCCGUUUUGGCUUAGAUCCUGCAAUAGGUUCGUGUUCGAUUCUUCCGGAUGUGCAUGGACGAAAUCCAAAGGAGUUCCUUUUCGUAUUAGCAUUCUUGACUCCCUGCGUUGCAAUCGUAGUAUGUUACGCGAGAAUCUUUUACAUCGUCCGUAAGACAGCAUCAAAAAGUGGUAGACAAGAUAAAGUAUCUAACAUGAUCGAUGUCGGCGACAGGAACCGCGAGCAACGAUCUGUCACACCGAGAUAUCAGGAGGAAGAAUUGUCUAUGCUUGGUUCGAGUUGCGUCGCGGCAGGACUUUGCGUUUCAUUUUCUAGUCGUCAAACGAAAGAAGAACAAACUUCGCGAAUUUUUAACGGACAGACUUACGAAGAAUCAUCCUUGGGAAAUCCACCUUCGUCCGAAGAGGACUCAUCGAGAAACGAAGAAAACGAUUUGCAAGAGGAGAGUUCAAUUGGUCACGAUCCUUCUAUACAAGAUAAGGAGAGAAUAGCUUAUGAAGGCAUGGAGGACAUACCGUUCGCUGAUGAUCGCGACGCAGACAUCGGUGAUACGAACAUAUUUCUGAGCACUGAUCCCAGAAAGAUCAAGGACUUUACUGAAAAACCAACUUUGAAUGCUAAAAAAAGACUCGAAGGAAUGGCAAGCCGUGCUUCUUUUGUGGUCGAGUCAACUCUUUGGAUUCAAAGAAUCACAGAAUCCGGGACGCGAUUGGAACGUUCCGAAACGUUUGCUAGUUCAAGAUCAAGUAAUUCUGAUCGUCGUAUGAAAACAAGAGGUAAGGUAUUUCGCCGAGAGUCCAAAUUCAAGAGCCUUGGUAGAUUGCGAAAUAUGGACAAUGGGCCAAGGAUGUCAAGGAAAGAUAAAAAACUUUUGAAGAUGAUACUUGUUAUCUUUUCAUCGUUUCUAAUUUGUUAUUUACCGAUCACCGUCACAAAACUUUUUAAAGAGGCCGACGAGUGGAGGGGCCUCAAUAUCGCUGGAUAUAUUCUCAUUUAUUUGACAACGUGCAUCAAUCCUGUCGUUUACGUUGUUAUGAGUUCCGAAUACAGAAGUGCAUAUAAAAAUAUGUUACUCUGUAGGAACGAGUCUGUCUCUUCGGCGAAGAUGAAAAUUUCGCAUAGGAUUGUUAGAAAACAUUCUAUGUGAACUUUAUGAAUUUAAUGAAAUUUACUUAAAGUAUACGCAUGUGUGUGUGCGUGCGUGCGUGCGUGCGUGCAUGUGUGUGUGUGUGUGUGUGUGUGUGUAAUAAUUGUGCAAAACUCUUUGAAUCUAAAGAGAGUUGUCAUGGUUUUACCACGAGUGUACCUUAAAUAAUUCAAUAAAAGAAGUUGCAGUGCGAAAUUAGAAAUAAAUGCGAUUUAAUAAAAAAACAAUGUAUUAAUUUUCUUACUCGCAUAUUAAAAGAAAAAACGUGUGUAUUUGAGAGAAUUUUCGAUUUUUGAAUAUAGGAAGAAAAUAUAUAUAACUUAAAUAUGUCUUUCAAAGCAAAGAUUCAAUCUUCCUUUGAAAAAUAUACUAAAAACUAUAGGUACAUCCUACUUAUAAUAUGAAUUAAGUUAAUUUACCUAAUAGGAUAGAAUUUCAUCAAAUGUGACGUUUUUCGAGUUUACAUUACAUAAAUUGACAUUAAAAUUAAGGAAUAUUAAUUAAAAAAGAAUUCACUCCACGCAAACUCCACUUUUUAAAUGAUUUUGAAAUAACUUCGAUUUUAUAUACAAACUUUAAAACAUUAUUUAAGACUUUAACAAAUUCUCGCAUUCGUCUGUUAAUUUAUUGAAAUUACGAAGAGAUAAGUAAAAACGAAGAAAAUUAAUUUUAAUAUCGGUCCAAAUUCGGUGGAACAGCUGCCGCCUGUAUGGUGCUAAUAUUCAUUGUUUGCCAUUUUUUCUCGUUACUACUAUCCUUCCUGCUGUCACUUUGAGGCGUUAUCUUGCUUAUAUCUAGUUUAUUUUCCGAUUGUUUAUGUUUAAAAUGCAACCCGGCCGCUGUUCCACCCAAACCCAUUCCACCAAGAACCAUUAACCAUUUAACGAAUCUGAAAUUCGUUUGUAUCGAUAUAAAUGGCAUUAUAUAAAUUGUAUUAUAUAAAUUGUACGUAAUCGAUAUUAUAUUACAACGCAACUAUCAUUAUCAAAUGUCGAUUUGUAUCUAAUGCAAAUCAUAUUAAAUAAUAAAUUAUACGAGUUAUUGUACUUACCCUACAAUAGAGAUUGCUUUAAAAACAA
Messenger RNA from Vespa mandarinia (Asian giant hornet), 3609 nucleotides. Its product is annotated as G protein-coupled receptor moody. The record is from RefSeq and is a predicted model, not a curated record. NCBI's taxonomy places the organism in Eukaryota, Metazoa, Arthropoda, Insecta, Hymenoptera, Vespidae. Gene Ontology annotation, biological process: G protein-coupled receptor signaling pathway. Gene Ontology annotation, molecular function: G protein-coupled receptor activity. Gene Ontology annotation, cellular component: membrane.